GGCCCAUACAAAAGGAAAUAAUAGUGCAGCGAAAACACAAGAGAAAAGAAGAGGAAGAAGAAGAAGCAGGAGAUUCGAUACUAACAAAGACAAUGUCGUGGAGAUGGUUAGAAGCAGCAUUACCGCUAGGAAUAAUAGCAGGAAUGCUAUGUGUUAUGGGCAACGCUCAGUACUACAUCCACAGAGCCGCUCAUGGACGGCCAAAGCACAUCGGUAACGAUAUGUGGGAUGUUGCUAUGGAGAGAAGGGACAAGAAACUCGUGGAGAAUCUCUCUGCUCCUUCUCCUAAUUAGGUUGCUUUCUCUAUGACUCCUGUCUCCUGAAAAAGGAAUAAAGUGCUCAUCUGAUAUUUGCAUCUUGCUAGAGAAGUCUGACGAGCAGCAUUACUUUUGAUGUUCAUUAUGUUUUGUUUGUUUGUCAAUUUGCAUGAAUUUUUGAACUUUGAAAACAAAUUAUGACCUCCACUUCCUCUUAUGAAUUAAACUAUCAUAUUGAAGUUGGUUUUGUAA
Molecule: messenger RNA, 509 nt
Organism: Ricinus communis (castor bean)
Lineage: Eukaryota; Viridiplantae; Streptophyta; Magnoliopsida; Malpighiales; Euphorbiaceae
Product: NADH dehydrogenase [ubiquinone] 1 alpha subcomplex subunit 1
Exons: 3
Coding region: 93-293 (66 amino acids)
Source: RefSeq, a predicted model, not a curated record